Molecule: messenger RNA, 822 nt
Organism: Mycotypha africana
Lineage: Eukaryota; Fungi; Mucoromycota; Mucoromycetes; Mucorales; Mycotyphaceae
Product: S-adenosyl-L-methionine-dependent methyltransferase
Exons: 2
Coding region: 1-822 (273 amino acids)
Molecular function (GO): S-adenosylmethionine-dependent methyltransferase activity
Source: RefSeq, a predicted model, not a curated record
AUGACAAAACAACAUAACCAACAAGACGUCUGGUCUGCCGACAACUACAAUAAACAUGCUUCUUUCGUUCCAAAGCUCGGCUCGGUCAUUUUGGACAUGCUGAACCCGCAAGCUCACGAAAACAUUCUUGAUCUUGGGUGCGGUGACGGACUAUUAACCAAGCAACUAGCGAACCGUUGCCGGUCUGUUACAGGUAUUGAUGCAAGUACCAAUAUGGUGACAAAAGCGAAGCAAUCCUCAAACGCAGAGAACAUAAGCUACCACGUAGUGGAUGCAUUUGACUUGGACAAAUGGUUUGAUGAUGUUAGCAACAGAGACCAUUCUAUGAAUAGUCAAAAGUUUGAUGCCGUGUUUUCAAGUGCAGUGAUGCACUGGUUGAAGAAGGACCCCGAAAAAGUGCUUUUAAACAUUAAGCAUGUCCUGAAACAAGGGGGACGAUUUGUUGCUGAAUUCGGUGGCUUUAUGAACAUAGGAGAAAUACAGACUGCUUUGAUUGCCGCUUUGAAUAAGAGAGGUCAUGAUGGCGAAAAUGCCUCUCCUUGGUUCUUCCCAUCAGAUGAACAUUACAAAACACUUUUGGAAGAAGCAGGGUUUUCUGUUCUUCAUUGUGAAUUGGUGCCUCGCAUGACAGUCUUGACUACAGAUGUGGUGGGUUGGAUUGAUACUUUCGGCUUUGAUUUCUUAAAAGUCUUACCGAACGACGAAGAAAGGGAAAAAGUGAAGAAAGAAGUGCAAGAACAGUUGCGGCCAGCUUAUCAAAGGGAAGACGGAAAGUGGGUUGUGAUGUAUGUGAGACUACGUGUCGUUGCUUUGAAAAGAUGA